Protopolystoma xenopodis is the source of this 297-nucleotide messenger RNA. The record is from the annotation of a GenBank genome assembly. NCBI's taxonomy places the organism in Eukaryota, Metazoa, Platyhelminthes, Monogenea, Polystomatidea, Polystomatidae.
UACGCACUCUACCACUGUCUAGGCACGGAUUUCCAGCCCCCAGUUCCUUGCUUGGACCUUCUCGCAUCUAUUUCCGACUGUGUUAACCCUUUAUCUAAACAAUUAUCCGGCACUGACCGCUGGAUUCUCUCGCGGCUCUCACAUGCAGUUGCGGAAUGUGACGCCGGCUUCACUCAGUUCCAGUUCCCUCGAGUUACUACGGCUAUAUUCAACUUUUGGUUAUACGAACUUUGUGAUGUCUAUCUGGUGAAUUUUCACUAUUAUUUGAUAAUUGACAUAACCAUCAAACUUAUUUGA